GAAUGCCGGCCGUUGGUGGGUGGGUGGGCUGCUGAAUGAAAUGCACGUCCUUUUUUGUUUGUUAAACUCCACUCCAAAGUUCAAUUUUGGGCGUAAUGCGUGGGCUGCUGUCUGUCGUGCGGGCCUGGAAGAAUAAACUUUUGUGCGGAGGGAAGCAGCGCUGCGCCCUUAUCUUUAGUGGAAGAUAGAGAAGUGUAUGCAGAUUUGUACAUGUACCAAUCUUCCUUCUUACUUUUAUACUACUCCCUCAAACUAUACUCAUCAUCAUGACUUCUAUCGAUCAAGUAUUACAAAAAAUCGAUCAAAACAAGGAAAAGCUCAUUGCCAGAUUGGCAGAAGCAGUUGAAAUUCCUUCAGUUUCAGGUGAUGCUGCUUAUCGUAAACAUGUGUUCGAAAUGGCAGAUUGGCUAAAGGCACAAUUGGAAAAGCUAGGUGCAACAGCUGAAUUGAAACCAUUGGGAAAGCAAAACUUGGACGGACAAGAGAUCGAAUUACCUCCUGUCAUCUUUUCAGAUUUGAAAGCAAAGACUGACGCUGACAAAAAGAAAACAAUUCUCAUUUACGGUCACUUUGACGUUCAACCUGCUUUGAAAUCUGAUGGAUGGAACAGUGAACCAUUUAAGCUCGUUCACGAUGAAAAGACUGGUCGUUUGUACGGACGUGGAAGUACGGACGACAAAGGACCCGUUAUCGGUUGGUUGAAUGUGAUUGAAGCACAUCAACAAGUCGGUUUGGAUUUACCCGUCAACUUGAAAUUCUGCUUUGAAGGUAUGGAAGAAUCAAGCAGUGUUGGCUUGGAUGAUUUGAUCCGCAAACACAAGAAUGACUUCUUUACCGGCGUUGAUGCAAUCUGCAUUAGUGAUAACUAUUGGCUAGGAACAAAGAAGCCUUGCCUGACACACGGCUUGCGUGGUAUCACCUACUUCAAACUUCGCAUCUCUGGUCCUCAAGCUGAUUUGCACUCUGGUGUGUUUGGAGGAAUGGUACACGAACCCAUGACUGACUUGUUUGCCGUCAUGAGCAAGCUCGUCACCCCUCAAGGUGAAAUCUUGGUACCGGGUAUCAAUGAAUUGGUUGCACCACUCACAUCCGAAGAAGCUCAACGCUUUGACAAUAUGGAAUACGCUUUGACAGAUUUGCAUUCCGCAACAGGCAAAGAUGUUGCCAUCAAUGAUGACAAAGCCAAAACUUUGAUGGCCCGUAUGAGAUAUCCUUCUCUAUCACUACACGGUGUUGAAGGUGCAUUCUCUGCUCCAGGUGCAAAGACUGUCAUCUGCGCAAGCGUUAUCGGUAAAUUCAGUAUCCGCUUGGUGCCAGAUAUGAAACCUGAAAAGGUAAUCUCAUUGGUCCAAGAUUACGUGCAAAAAGAAUUUGCCAAAUUGGGAUCAAAGAACACCGUUCAUAUCGAGGGAGAAGGAGGUGCACCAUGGUAUGCUGAUCCAAACCAUUGGAAUUACGUCGCAGCCGCAAAAGCAACCAAAAAGAUUUACGGUGUUGAGCCUGAUCUUACACGUGAAGGAGGUUCGAUCCCCGUUGCUUUAACGUUUAGUGAAGAAUUGCAGAAGAAUCUUUUGCUCUUACCUAUGGGCAGAGGAGAUGAUGGAGCACAUUCAACAAACGAAAAGAUUGAUAUUUCCAACUAUAUCGAAGGUACGAAAUUGUUGGGUACUUAUUUGCACGAAGUUGCUGCUGCUUCCUGAAAACACCUUAAUACAAUUGUCCGUGCAAUCGAGAUUUGAUUUCCCAUUAGAUAAGUUCCUAUCAUCAUCAUCAUAUUGUAAAAUGUGUGCGGCCCAAUUGCCGGCGCUAAGGAAUACUCGGAAAACAAACAGUGGAUAACUUUAUUUUUUCUCGGGACACUUGUCAU
Meira miltonrushii is the source of this 1867-nucleotide messenger RNA. RefSeq names its product CNDP dipeptidase. The transcript has a single exon. The record is from RefSeq and is a predicted model, not a curated record. Bases 267 to 1700 code for a protein of 477 amino acids. Gene Ontology annotation, molecular function: metallodipeptidase activity. Gene Ontology annotation, biological process: proteolysis. Lineage: Eukaryota; Fungi; Basidiomycota; Exobasidiomycetes; Exobasidiales; Brachybasidiaceae.